UUGUUUUUUUCUUUCUCUUUCAGUACACAGUUUGGAAUUUCAUCCCUAAGAAUCUGUUCGAGCAGUUCAGAAGGAUAGCCAACUUCUAUUUUCUCAUUAUCUUCCUUGUACAGCUAAUGAUAGACACCCCAACUUCCCCCGUCACCAGUGGUCUGCCUCUCUUCUUUGUGAUCACAGUAACUGCCAUAAAACAGGGCUACGAGGAUUGGCUGAGACACAAGGCAGACAACGAAGUGAACGGGGCUCCAGUGUUUGUGGUUCGCAGUGGAUGUCUCGUCCAGACAAAAUCCAAGAACAUCAGAGUGGGGGACAUUGUCCGAGUGGCUAAAGAUGAGACGUUCCCAGCUGACCUGGCGCUGCUGUCUUCCGAUCGUGAGGACGGCACCUGUCACAUCACCACAGCUAGCCUCGAUGGAGAAACCAACCUUAAG
Messenger RNA from Notothenia coriiceps (black rockcod), 431 nucleotides. RefSeq names its product probable phospholipid-transporting ATPase IF. The transcript has 4 exons. Gene Ontology annotation, molecular function: ATPase-coupled intramembrane lipid carrier activity; ATP hydrolysis activity; ATP binding. Gene Ontology annotation, biological process: phospholipid translocation. Lineage: Eukaryota; Metazoa; Chordata; Actinopteri; Perciformes; Nototheniidae. The record is from RefSeq and is a predicted model, not a curated record. Gene Ontology annotation, cellular component: endoplasmic reticulum; recycling endosome; plasma membrane. The annotation marks the transcript as partial.